This is a messenger RNA of Mesorhabditis belari, 1674 nucleotides long. NCBI's taxonomy places the organism in Eukaryota, Metazoa, Nematoda, Chromadorea, Rhabditida, Rhabditidae. The record is from the annotation of a GenBank genome assembly.
AUGACAAAACUUGAGCACGGGUUUUUAUCGAUCAAAAAGAGCAAUCUAAGCGAUUUCACGUGUAGAGCAAGGUGUUACGACUACAAACAUUCGACGAGAUCAAUCCCAAGAAAUUGGACAGAAAUCGAGGAGACUUUGCCAAUGAAAUUCGACUGUGAUUUUGUUCACGCUGAGUGCAUCGAUGACCAGGAAAUGAUACUGGACAGCUAUUUGCAUACACAGAUUGUGGAAAAUGAUAAAAGUACGGUCACUCUAUCAACGAAUCUCCCAAAUGCUAAAAUGCCGGAUGUUUAUUUGAUCAUUAUCGACUCUCUUUCAUCAACGCAAGCAAGAAGAACACUUCCCCGAACACUGAGCUUUUUGGAGAGUGAAAUGGGCGGAAUGCAUAUGCAUCAUUUGAAUAAAGUUGGAGAGAACUCUCGCCCAAAUGGUUUUGCCAUAUUGAUGAAUUGGCGAAUUCAAUACAUUCGUCGGCAAGCCUACGGGGGAACUGAUCUGCACACGCUGUACAAUCGGACAAUGUACUGCGAUACGUAUCACGACGAUGAUUUCGUGAUCUUUCGCGAAUUCGAGAAAAUCGGCUACAAAACGAUGUACAAUGACGAUUACUCAUCGGGCAAUGUUUUCACAUGGCCGAAUUGCAAAGGCUUCACAAAGCAUGAAGCAAAUCAUGGUUUUCGCCCAUUUAUCUACGCCUGGGGACAUCACAAACCCCUCCAAGAGCACGUGAACGCAAAAAAUUGUCUGGAAAAAUUCGCACUCCAACUGCAGUAUAUCUCGAAAUUUGUCAACUCUUAUAAUGGAACGAAUAAAUUCGUGCUAGAUUGGAUGUCAGCGUUGAGCCAUGACGAUCCGAAUGAUCUCUUUCAUGCGGAUGAAGCCUAUGAGAGUUUCUUCCGAACGAAUCAGAAAAAGUUUGAGAAUGCUUUCAUCUUUUUCAUGGGCGAUCACGGGCCAAGAUUUGGAGCGGUUCCAAGGACAAAGCUGGGUCGACGAGAGCUGAAAAACCCGCUUCUGCACAUCACUGUACCAAAAUGGUUACAAAGCAAUGAACAGUUAAUGUCGAAUCUCCGAGAAAAUUCAUUAAAACUCCUGACUCAAUACGAUGUUUUUGCGACACUUCUCGAUAUUUUGAAGUACUCACCCCAAUCGAAUUACACUGAUUUCUCGUUUAUUCCAAUGGACGAAUCGAAAAUGAACAAUGGCACCUCAAUUCUGCGUCCACUUGGCCCAUUCUCACAUCGAAAUUGUCGAAAUAUACCCACUGAUGCAACGUAUUGUUUAUGUGAAUAUCGAAAGGAGAGAAUCAGUGAUUCGAAAUUGCAGAAGGUUAUGGGAAAUCUUUUGGUGAAUGCGAUAAACAAUGAGUUGAUUGAGAAGAAUUUGACGGCGUUGUGUAGACAACUCGAGUUGGAUAAGGUGAUAGCUGCGAAUUCCUAUGUGCCGAUCGAGAAGACUUUCCUCUACGAGAUUGUGAUUAAAACGAAGCCGGGUGGCGGAGAGUUCAGUAGUGUACUCAAAUCCUCAAACUCAAUCGAUUUCGUGUUGAAGGGUGACAUUCUACGAAUUAAUUCUUAUGGAAAAGCGGGUGAUUGUGUGGCGAGUAGUUUCUCUGAGAUGCGUCCACUUUGCCUAUGUUUCGAUUAUAAGCCACCACCAAAAAAGGGAAAGAAU